GGGGCGUAUUACAACGCUGAGAUCGUUUGUAGGAGCUCCAUCGCCAGCUUCGAUUAAACGAGAUCAAGUUUCACUCAUUCUCUUCGAGAAUUGAAGUUCUGUUUUUGUGUGUUUCGGGAGAAAUCAAUCAAAAUGCGUGAAUGUAUCUCAGUCCACGUUGGCCAGGCCGGAGUCCAGAUCGGUAAUGCCUGCUGGGAGUUGUACUGCCUGGAGCACGGUAUCCAGCCCGACGGGCAGAUGCCCUCUGACAAGAUGUUGGGAGGUGGUGACGACAGUUUCAACACCUUCUUCAGCGAGACCGGGGCUGGCAAGCACGUACCACGCGCUGUGUUCGUUGACCUGGAGCCAACUGUUGUUGAUGAGGUCCGCACGGGAACGUAUCGCCAGCUGUUCCACCCCGAGCAGUUGAUCACUGGAAAGGAGGACGCCGCUAACAACUACGCGAGAGGUCACUACACCAUUGGAAAGGAGAUCGUGGAUUUGGUUUUGGAUAGAAUUCGAAAACUCGCCGACCAGUGCACUGGGCUCCAGGGAUUCCUGAUCUUCCACUCGUUCGGCGGUGGCACCGGCUCGGGAUUCACUUCUCUCCUCAUGGAGCGUCUCUCAGUGGACUACGGAAAGAAAUCUAAACUGGAAUUCGCGAUCUACCCGGCUCCCCAGGUCUCCACAGCCGUCGUCGAGCCCUACAACUCUAUUCUGACGACCCACACCACCCUCGAGCACUCCGACUGCGCCUUCAUGGUCGACAACGAGGCCAUCUACGACAUCUGCCGCAGGAACCUCGACAUCGAGCGCCCGACCUACACCAAUUUGAACAGACUGAUCGGACAGAUUGUGUCGUCAAUCACAGCUUCUCUUCGCUUUGACGGGGCUCUCAACGUCGAUCUCACCGAGUUCCAGACCAACUUGGUCCCCUACCCGAGGAUUCACUUCCCCCUGGUCACCUAUGCGCCAGUCAUCUCGGCUGAGAAAGCCUACCACGAGCAGCUGUCCGUCGGCGAGAUCACCAACGCCUGCUUCGAGCCAGCCAACCAGAUGGUCAAGUGCGAUCCUCGACAUGGAAAGUACAUGGCCUGCUGCAUGCUCUACCGAGGUGACGUUGUCCCCAAGGACGUCAACGCAGCCAUCGCCACCAUCAAGACCAAACGUACCAUCCAGUUCGUCGACUGGUGUCCCACUGGGUUCAAGGUCGGCAUCAACUACCAGCCACCGACUGUCGUGCCUGGUGGCGAUCUCGCCAAGGUGCAGCGUGCCGUCUGCAUGCUGUCCAACACCACCGCCAUCGCCGAGGCGUGGGCUCGUCUCGACCACAAGUUCGAUCUCAUGUACGCCAAACGCGCAUUCGUCCACUGGUACGUCGGCGAGGGCAUGGAGGAGGGAGAGUUCUCCGAGGCGCGAGAGGAUCUCGCCGCCCUCGAGAAGGAUUACGAGGAGGUCGGCAUGGACUCCGCCGAGGGGGAGGGCGAGGGCGCUGAAGAGUAUUAAAAGCUCAACUAUUCACGUGUAUUCUCACAGCACAAUGUAAUCGCUUUACUGAGGAUUAAAACGACUUUUGUAAUCCA
Diachasma alloeum is the source of this 1562-nucleotide messenger RNA. RefSeq names its product tubulin alpha-1 chain. Gene Ontology annotation, molecular function: GTP binding; structural constituent of cytoskeleton. The record is from RefSeq and is a predicted model, not a curated record. The coding region runs from base 133 to 1485 and encodes 450 amino acids. Lineage: Eukaryota; Metazoa; Arthropoda; Insecta; Hymenoptera; Braconidae. The transcript has 4 exons. Gene Ontology annotation, biological process: microtubule cytoskeleton organization; mitotic cell cycle. Gene Ontology annotation, cellular component: microtubule; cytoplasm.